AUGGAGUGUAACAGUCAAUCAGACUUAGUAAGUCUUAGAGAUUUUAACAUGGAAGAAGACGUUGAGGACUUCCUUGCAUGGGUAGGAGACAGCCAGGUGGCAAAAUAUACGACAUGGAAUCCCUGUGCAGCCAUGGAGGAAGCCAAGCAGUUUCUGGUUAAAAUGCAGCAGGCAGUUCCACCACAUGAGUCAUGGUUCAAGGCUGUUUGUCUCAAUGGAAAGCCUGUUGGUCACAUCAAGCUGGAGUUGAGGACCCAUGAAAAUGGGGUCAGAUAUGGCAGAAUAGGAUAUGCCCUUGGAAGGGAGUAUUGGAGGAGAGGAAUUACAACACAAGCAGUGAAGCAGUGUUUGAAGAUUGGUUGCACUGAUCUCAGUUUGGAGAGUGUGGAGGCCUUGGUUUUGCCUGAGAAUAUGUCUUCCAUCAAGCUCUUGGAGAAGGUGGGCUUCCAAAGAAGUGUUUCUUACUAUGAAUAUGUUAAUGUCAAGGGCAAUAUUCAGCAGUGCUUGCUCUAUACCUUCCAUGGGUCUCAUGUGAUUUAA
Messenger RNA from Cryptomeria japonica (Japanese cedar), 540 nucleotides. RefSeq lists its product as uncharacterized. Gene Ontology annotation, molecular function: acyltransferase activity, transferring groups other than amino-acyl groups. The record is from RefSeq and is a predicted model, not a curated record. Bases 1 to 540 code for a protein of 179 amino acids. The transcript has a single exon. NCBI's taxonomy places the organism in Eukaryota, Viridiplantae, Streptophyta, Pinopsida, Cupressales, Cupressaceae.